ACCAUCCAUGUACCGACAUCAACAUUAUAAGCCAUUCUGUGGAAUACCAUGGCAUUAAUUUUACUCUUCCAAGGAUUUCUUUUCGGGGGGAAAACAAGGCGUCAUAGCUCGAUUCCCAUCGGAUCCGCUGCGGCCAGAGCUCACGGUUCUUUCCGGUGCCGGACGAUGGAAACCGCCGCCGCUGACGCUGCCACCGAUCUUCGUUCGGACUUUCUCCAAGUCCUGCGAAGCCGGAGGCGGAACCCCGAUGUUCCCCUCUGCGCUGAGCUUGGGAAACCAGUGAAGAAUCCAGUGUAUCAGUCGAGCAUAUUUCCAGGUUCCAAAGAGGUAAUGGAAGCUUGUCCAAAGGAGAAUGUUGAGAAUUUCAAGGAGAGACUGAUUGAGGAGAACAUUUACCUGACAACAGAGGAAGGUGAGCAAGGUCGUCUUCCUGUAUUGAUUCUGAGCUUGAAGGACACUAUUCCACAAAGAAAGCCAGCUGUUGUGCUUUUACAUAGCUCUUACAAGUGCAAGGAGUGGUUGCAGCCACUACUUGAGGCUUAUGCUUCAAGAGGAUAUGUAGCUGUUGCUAUUGAUUCUCGCUACCAUGGUGAAAGGGCUAACAGCACAACAGCAUACAAAGAUGCUCUGGUUUCAUCAUGGAAGAAUGGUGAUACAAUGCCUUUCAUAUAUGAUACAGUCUGGGACUUAAUAAAAUUGGCAGAUUAUCUGAUACAAAGGAAGGACAUUGAUCCUUCUCGGAUUGGGAUUACUGGUGAAUCACUUGGAGGAAUGCAUGCAUGGUUUGCUGCAGCAGUUGAAACGCGGUACUCUGUGGUUGUCCCUAUAAUUGGGGUUCAGGGGUUCAGAUGGGCUUUAGAUAAUGACAAGUGGCAGGCUCGGGUUGACAGCAUAAAACCUGUCUUCGAAGAAGCAUGUAUUGAUUUAGGCAAGAAUACAAUUGAUAAAGAAGUUGUAAAGAAGGUGUGGGAUAGAAUCGCUCCAGGUUUAUACUUGCAGUUUGAUGCACCUUAUACCAUUCCUGUGAUCGCACCACGUCCCUUGCUAAUGUUAAAUGGUGCUGAAGAUCCUCGCUGCCCUGUUCCUGGUUUAAAAGAACCCCAUGUGAAGGCAACUGAGCUUUACAAACAGGCAAACUGCCCAGAGAAUCUCAAGUUUAUAGCAGAGGCCGGAAUCGGGCACCAAAUGACAGUUUCAAUGGUGAAGGAAGCAAGUAGCUGGUUGGACAAGUUCCUCAAGUGAUUAAGGAAUCAGCUCAGAUGUUGGGGUGAAAAGUUACAGUUCAUCUAAAGCUUCCAAAAGUUUGAGUUUGGAGUAAACUUUCAUUCCCAAGUACAGUGACAAAACCUCAAGACGGCUUGAAAAUAGGAAUUUUGUGUUGGUAGUGUUGUCCAACACUUGCCUUUUUGUUAGUUUCCUAUUGGAAUUUUGUGUUGUGUCUAAUUUGGUUGUGAAUUUUGUGUUGUGUCUAAUUUGGUUGUGCUUGACAACGUUAUUAAGACCACAAAGAACUUGAGUUUUUAGCAUAAUAGCUCGAGAAUUGAGAUAGUUAAAUUUCACUAAAAUAGUUAUUUUUCAGCUGGA
Molecule: messenger RNA, 1584 nt
Organism: Musa acuminata AAA Group (dessert banana)
Lineage: Eukaryota; Viridiplantae; Streptophyta; Magnoliopsida; Zingiberales; Musaceae
Exons: 14
Coding region: 49-1242 (397 amino acids)
Biological process (GO): proteolysis
Molecular function (GO): serine-type peptidase activity
Source: RefSeq, a predicted model, not a curated record